AUGGCUACUGUGGGAUGGUUGGGGUUAUGGGGCAGCUUCCGAGGUGGCACGUGGGAUUGUGCACCGCCAAUGUUUCUGCUAGAGCCUACAAGUGCCCUGGACGGAGGCCUAGAGUACCCCGCUCUCCAUCUUCAUCCCACCGUCGCUGUCCUCGACACCACCUCGUGCCUCCUUCAACCAAACCCGGGCUAUUUUGGUGAGCUGAACGCUCUCUCACUCCCACCCCGCGAACCGCGCCGCUCAAACUAUUUGUACAAGGAUCGGUUCCACCCCCGGAAUCCUUCGGCAAUAUUUACGGGAAGGAUUCACUGAAGCGGUGGCCUGUCUCUGCAUCUCG
Gaeumannomyces tritici R3-111a-1 is the source of this 337-nucleotide messenger RNA. RefSeq lists its product as hypothetical. NCBI's taxonomy places the organism in Eukaryota, Fungi, Ascomycota, Sordariomycetes, Magnaporthales, Magnaporthaceae. Bases 1 to 312 code for a protein of 103 amino acids. The transcript is spliced from 2 exons. The record is from RefSeq and is a predicted model, not a curated record.